AUGAUGAUGAUGAAGACGCUCCACAGCUGAUCGAUUAAUCGGCUCUGCUCGGUUAUUAGGCCCCGCCCCUCCUCUCCGUCACGUCUCACCGGAGCUUGUCGAAGGCUAGCAGCUAACCGGGCGGCUUCCUCUCAUGUCUCUUCCUGUUUUGUUCUCGUCCAGCGGAGCCGUUACCGUGCCGAACCGGUCCGGACCCGCCGCCCGUGCGUCCCGGAGCUCCGGUUCUGACAUGCGGCAGCUGUUAUGUAACACCGGAGCCGCGAACGGAACCGCCAACCCGCCGCCAUGAGCGACGCGCAGCAAGAACCGUCCCCGGACUUCGUCCUGAUGCGGCUCGUCUCCGCCGCCGAGUACGACCGGCUGGACGAGCCCGAAGACCUGGUCCGGUCCGGGUUCGGGCCCGUGAAAGCCGCGCUGGGACACCGCGGCGGCGGGUUCGAUGUGGACCCCGGCGGCCCCUCCUCGGGCCUCGGGUCCGGAUCCCCGCACUACAGCUCGCCGCUGGCCGGGAAAGGUGAGCUGGACGGCGGGCUGGUGCUGACGCAGGCCCCGCUGGGUUCCGAGCCGCCGGGGGUCCUGGCCCCCCCGCAGGACGGUUCUGCCGGACCCGGAUCCAGGGCGCAGCUCAUGGUGUUCCAGAACCUGCUGCGGUCCGGAGACCGGAUCCUGGAGUUCGGACCGGAGGGGUUCCUCCAGGAGGAAGCGGAGAGGCAGCACCUGGACCCAGGACCAGGUUCAGGUCCUGGUGGCACCACAUCUGGUCCCGGUCCUGGAGGUGGUCUGGAGCAAAGCUCUUGUCGUGUCCCGUCUGCAGAGGAGGACCUGCAGUGGCACCCGGUCCUCAGACUCUCCAAGGUGUCUGAAGGACCCCAGAACCUUCAGCAGGACCCGGGUGUGGACCCUGAUUCUGGUCCGGUUCUGUGUCACAGACACCGACUGGCCAAGUGGCCCCCGGGCCUCCUGGACCAGGCCCUGCGCCUGGGACUGCUGGAGCACAGGAAGACCUGCUCAUCGGGGGCCGAAGACCCGGUCCUGGUUCUGGCCCAGAGGCUGGGUCAGCUGGGGGAGGGGGGGGGCAUCAGUGGAGGGGGGACACCUGGAGGUUCUGGACCCGUGUUCUCCAGCGGGACCCUGAGCGGUCUCAUGCAGCAGGUCCACAGACUGGCUGAGGAGGCCGGGGUCUGCACGGACCAGAACUGCAGGUCCGCCGUGUCCCCCUCCCUCAGCACCACCGCCCCGUCCCCGUCCGUCCCCCCGCAGACCGCCCCCGUCCCUGCAGCGGACCUCAAAGAYGUCCCGGUCUCUCCGGAUCCGACCCCCCGGGCCCGGCACCAGUCCAGAUCCCAGCCCCAGAGCCGCGCCGCCACCCCCAAGCUGGGCGUGGCCUCGGGGGGCGCCGGGCGGUCCGCCUCCCCGCUGGUGGUCCUGGACCGGGACAAGACAUCCAGGAAGUCCAGGAAAGGGGGGUCCCUGAAGGUCCGGCUCAGCAAGCUGUUCAGAACCAAGAGCUCCAGCGGGGGGUCCGGGGGUCUCCUGGACAAGAGACCGUCCCUGGCCUCGUCCACCUCGUCAGGGGGCAGCCUGCUGGACGUGUGGGGGUCCACCUGCAGCAACACGGACCAGGACAGCACCAGGCUGCAGGUGUCACGACCUCACAGUGCCUUCUCUCCGGUACCGUUCAGCCCGCCGUUCACCGGUGAGACGGUGUCUCUGGUGGACGUGGACAUUUCUCGCAGGGCGGGGACAUGUCUCCACCCCCCCACCCCGCCGCCCCCGCCCCGCCGGAGCCUCAGUCUGCUUGAUGACUUCGGGGGUCCUCCUCAGAACCAGGGAGCCUUCAUGGAGCGGACCGCGGGCGCCUCCAUGCAGUCCCUGCCCCCCCGGCCCCUGGCCCUGCCCCCCUCCCUCAGCGCCAUCCAGCACAGCCUGAGCCUGAACGACACCUUCCUGAGAGGUCUACCCCGACCGGUACCGCUGCGGCCCGACGGCCAGAACCCCCCGGCCCGACUCGCCCCCCGCUGCCCCCUGAGCCGAGCCGACGCCGGCAGCUUCGCCACCAGCCUGAGGGAGCUGGAGAAGUGCGGCUGGUACUGGGGUCCGAUGAACUGGGAGGACGCUGAGAUGAAGCUGAAGGGGAAACCAGACGGGUCGUUCCUGGUCCGGGACAGCUCGGACCCCCGGUACAUCCUGAGUCUGAGCUUCAGGUCUCAGGGCGUCACGCACCACACCCGCAUGGAGCACUACAGAGGGACCUUCAGUCUGUGGUGCCACCCUAAGUUUGAGGACCGGUGCCACUCGGUGGUCGAGUUCAUCGAGAGAGCCAUCAUGCACUCCAAGAACGGGAAGUUCCUCUACUUCCUGCGCUCCCGGGUCCCAGGUCUGCCCCCGACCCCGGUCCAGCUCCUGUACCCGGUCUCCAGGUUCAGCAGCGUGAAGUCUCUGCAGCACCUGUGCCGGUUCUGCAUCAGACAGCUGGUCCGGAUCGACCACAUCCAGGAGCUGCCGCUGCCCACGCCUCUGAUCUCCUACCUGAGGAAGUUCUACUACUACGACCCGGAGGAGGAGAUCAGCCCCCCACCGCCGGAGGGCAGGGAGAGCGGGUCGGACCCCGGGUCAGAACGUGGGCCGGACCGCAGCUCGGAGCAGAGUGGCCCGCCGGGGGUGGAGUCCCAAACGUAGCACCAGAACCAGAGACCAGGUCUUCUCUUCCUGUCUUCACUUGAUAAUCAAACCGGACUCUGACGCAGCCAAUCAGCUCCCUCCGCUCAGUCCCGGACCCGGGCGGGUUUCAGAUGAUCCCCCUCCUCUGAUUGGCUCGCAGCGAGUCGACAGCGGGGGGGACGUGGGAUGAGGAGACUCCGCCUCCUUCUGAUGUCAUCGCUGAGCAGCUGGACUGACGGUGGCAGUGGGAGGACUCUGAGAGAACUGGACCCGUCUGUCACCUCCUGGACCCGAAGAAACCAGGAGGUUUUUAAUUGGGUCGACCCGGUUCUGGAGCCAAACCUUGUCAAAUCAAAGGUUCUGUUUGUUUAUUUCUUCCUGUGGGGUUCUGAUCCAGCUGCAGAUCUGAAGACGUGCAGGAGCCACAGGUGGACAGAGGGGGCGCUCUUAGACCUGCUUUUUAUCCAAACUGCUUUAAAAAUCAUUUAAAGUUUAUUUAAAUCAAAAAUAAACCUGAGAUUUAAAGAUUUAAACAUAAUUUAAUGUAAAA
Molecule: messenger RNA, 3211 nt
Organism: Austrofundulus limnaeus
Lineage: Eukaryota; Metazoa; Chordata; Actinopteri; Cyprinodontiformes; Rivulidae
Gene: socs7
Product: suppressor of cytokine signaling 7
Exons: 11
Coding region: 286-2679 (797 amino acids)
Biological process (GO): phosphatidylinositol phosphate biosynthetic process; intracellular signal transduction
Cellular component (GO): phosphatidylinositol 3-kinase complex
Molecular function (GO): 1-phosphatidylinositol-3-kinase regulator activity
Source: RefSeq, a predicted model, not a curated record